AUGCUGGGCCUCAGUUUCUUCCCAUUCCUUUUCUACCAUCUUCAGGCCGCUCCGCCCAUUGUUCAUCCACAGGUCAUACAGCUCGACAAAGCUCAGCACUUCCGCUUCGAGGGCUUCGGCCUCGUCAGCACGGAGCCCGAGCAGGAGCCGCUCGAUUUCGACAACAGCAAGGAGAUUCUGUACAUGGCGCCACCAGGCCGCAAGCUUCGCCUCUCCAUCGUGCGAGCCUCCGACGGGGUCUGCAACGAUUCGUGCACUAAUGGCGGGCUAAAAGUUCACCUGACCGGCGAGGAGAAACUAAUCUGCUGCCCGACGUGGAACACCGGGAAAGCGUUCGAGACCAGCGAGAACUUGUUGGCCGUCGCGAGACAAGCCUCCCCCCAUCACUUCAAGGGCCCCUGGAAUCUCGAAUAUUACGUCGAACUGCUUGAA
Messenger RNA from Mesorhabditis spiculigera, 432 nucleotides. NCBI's taxonomy places the organism in Eukaryota, Metazoa, Nematoda, Chromadorea, Rhabditida, Rhabditidae. The record is from the annotation of a GenBank genome assembly.